Molecule: messenger RNA, 1570 nt
Organism: Planococcus citri (citrus mealybug)
Lineage: Eukaryota; Metazoa; Arthropoda; Insecta; Hemiptera; Pseudococcidae
Exons: 7
Coding region: 535-1215 (226 amino acids)
Source: RefSeq, a predicted model, not a curated record
GAAGCACAGUAGCAGUUCGUCUUAGUGCGCCUCUACUUGAAGCGUCAACGUUCAACUCUCAACUCGCAACUCUCAACCAAAUCAAAAUGAUUUGUUCUGGUUGAACGUGCGCGUUUUAGUUGACGAUUCCAGCAAAUGAUCCAGCAACUUCUUAUCAUAGUUGUCAGUUGCGCGUUGAACGUUGAUAAUACUUCGCUUAUGUUCGAUAUGGUUUAAGAAUUACCUUCUUAUUAAGAAAUUUCAAUGCUAGAGUAGGAUCUAAAGUAUCGAUUAAGCCAAUUUUCAACUCGAACACAAAUAUAAUGCAGUUGCCUAGUGAUUAUUUACAUAUAGCCUACGUCGAACAAUUUGUAUCGAAAUCGAUGAUUUGAUGAAUUUCUCUACCACAAUUAAGCGUCGAUUUACUGAGUUGAAAGACUCGUAUCGCGUACCUACCAAGUUCCUAUUGAUGUGACAUUAGGUGCACUGAGUCAUAUUAUUUAUUUACAUACUCGUAUUACUUCAGUGGGUAUAGCAGGCACAUAGACGUUGAACAUGGGUAUUCCAACAUUGAAACAAGCGUUCUGUUCCUAUCCGUUGAGAUCUGGAGUAAGCUUCAUUUGGGGCAUUAGCUUAUUAUGGAACAUAGGCUGGUACUUUUUUGAUGAAAGCAAAAGUCCACCUUUCGUCUUAGAAAUUUUGGACAGUCAAAAUUUCAUCCAACUUCCUGAUGGGCAUCACUUCGUCGAGUACAGACGGUGUUAUUACAUCAUUCAGAUAGUAGUGUUGAUCAUUGCUCUGGUUGGAGAAUGUACAGGACAUGUGAAUUACACAUCAGAAGAAACCGAACAGAGCCAAUCAGGGUCUAGUUCCACCAAGAACCAAUGCUACUGUGUUUGUGAAGCUAAGAGCGCACCUGGCUGCUUAUUUCCAUGGAUGGUGAUCGAACAGCUUAUGAUCUAUAUAUACGCUUUUGCAACAGUACGUUAUGGCUAUAUGUAUUAUAUGCGUUAUUCGGAAGGUAAAAGCAUAUUUACAACUGACAUGCUCCACGAAAUACUGUUCCCAAUAUUAUUUGCACUCCAUUUCUAUCUGUGCUGGAUUAUAUACAGUUACUAUAUCGAACUAAAAAGAAAAGCCGGCAGAAGAGUUACAUUGGCACCAUCACCAACCGUACCUGAAUCAGCUCCCAGCCGGAAUGACCACACUUCACCAGAUUCGUCUCCUUCUACUUAGUAUACAAUUUCCUUAUGAACCCAUCAACCUCUUAUCCACUUUUUGGAAGUAUCCACCCAAUUUCCUCAAACCGUGAUCCAAAUCGAUUGAUACUGCUUCUUGUGUUCCACUGUCAUCUCAGGUCUUAUUCUUAUGCCUUAUAGUAUACUGCAAUUAUCAUAAAUGCGGAAGGGAAUUUUCUUUAUUGAUGUUUUUUUUUGAAAAUUUUUAAGUUAACCUACAAUAUUAAGUUCCUAUAUUUGAAUAUUUUUAUAAUUUUUGUAUUGUUAGAUGAGUGAGGCAAUGAACUGAUACCUAUGCUUACGAGUAUUUGAUAUUGAUUAAUUAUGUACAAAAUCCCCAAUAUAUUUGUAAU